AGGAGAGCGAAACACGACACCCCGAGAGAGAAAGGGGGGGGGGGGUUUGAGGGAACACGAAGUGAGUGAGUGAGUGAGUGAGUGAGUGAGUGGAAAAAGAAAAAGUCUGUGCCGGAGAAAGAGAGGGGCAAAGAAAGAACAGAGUUGGCUUUGGGGUUUUCGUUCCUUUCAGAAGCGCCGCUGUUUUGACUGUCGUUUAGGAUGAUGAUGAUGAUGAUGUGGAGGAGGAAUCGACCAUGCGACAUUGUUGCAACAAACGGGAUGAACGUUUAGUCUCGUUGCAUUCCGCUGCUCCAACACCGACCAACAGCAGCACGGCUCCUUCAAACUUCGACCUGCGCCAUUCAGACCCGGGCGACUGGAUUUCCCCCCGGAGGCUCGGGGCAACUGUUCGCGUCGGACGCCGCGUAACGUUACUUUAAAACAAAUAUUCCGGCACAAAACUUUUUUUUCAACAAACGCCGAUGUGUCGAGAUAAAACGCACAAGCGUAUGUGAAGUCAGCGGAGUUUUUUUUUUUUUUUGUCCUACUCAGAGCGAGCACAUAAUCGGGGCAGGUUCUUUUCUAACAAGCCACUUGUGAGAACAACACCGGAGGAAGGAGUGGGGUGUCACUGCUAACUUGGCUAAACGCAAGCUAACUAAAGUCUAAAGUUACGAGUCGACGGGGAAAGUGACCGAAGCAGCACGCCGACGACGACGACAACAAAGAUGAAAACCCCGGCAGACUCGGGGUUUGCCUUUCCGGAUUGGGCCUACAAGCCCGAGUCGAGCCCAGGUUCCAGACAGAUCCAGCUGUGGCACUUCAUCCUGGAGCUGCUGAGGAAAGAGGAGUACCACGACGUCAUCGCCUGGCAGGGAGACUAUGGAGAGUUUGUCAUCAAGGACCCAGACGAGGUGGCCCGCUUGUGGGGGGCGAGGAAGUGUAAACCACAGAUGAACUAUGACAAGCUUAGCCGAGCUCUAAGAUACUACUACAACAAGAGGAUCCUUCACAAGACCAAAGGGAAGAGAUUCACCUACAAGUUCAACUUCAACAAACUAGUGCUGGUCAACUACCCCUUCAUCGACAUGGGCUCUGGUCGAGUCCCUCAGAGUGCCCCCCCAGUGCCAACUGGAGGCAACCACUUUCGUUUCCCCCCCUCCACGCCGUCAGAAGUCCUCUCAUCCAGUGAGGAGCUGCGCAGCCCAGGCAUGUUCAGCAGCGUGGCUCGCCGCAUGGCCCGGGGCUCUGUGAGCGACUGCAGCGACGGCACCUCCACCAACUCGGAGCUGGAGGAGGCUAUGGGGGCCCGUGAGCGAGGCAUGGGGCCCGAGAGGGCUUACAGGGGCCUGCUUCCUCCACGCCUGCCUCAUGAUUCUUUCUUCAGGGUCUACCCGAACCCAGCAGGGCUUGCCAGACAUGGGCCCAGGGUCCACCCAGAGCCUCUGUCUCCAUUCCCUGUCUCCCCCCUGCCUGGCCCCGGGGGUCUUCUGGCCCCAACUCUGUCCCCCGCCCUGUCCAUGACCCCUACCCCCCACCUGCCCUACACCCCCUCUCCCUCCCUGUCCUCUCCCAUGUUGGGCUCCCACUUUUCCUUCAACCCGGAGGACAUGAAGCACUACCUGCAGGCCCACACCCAGUCUGUCUACAACUACCACCUCAGCCCCCGAGCCUUCCUCCACUACCCCAACAUUAUUAUCCCUCAGCCCCACCGCCCCACCCCAGAGAAGCCAGCCGCCCAUCACCUCCACGGGCAGCAGCAGCACCCGUCACCGUUCUCUCAUUCGCUCGGCCAACAGCCAGGGGGCGGAGAGGAGGGGCAGCAGCACCCAUCACCGUUCAAGUUCAAGCUGCAGCCGCCGCCGCUUGGACGCAAACAGAGGGAAUCUGGGAGCUCACUGGCUGCUGCUUCUUCCUCCUCUUCCUCCAGCCAGUCCUCCUCAUUCACAGGGUCAAGUCAGAAAAUCAACUCUGCCUUGUCUGCCGGGCCUCCUAAGAUCAAGGUGGAGCCCAUAUCCGACAUUGAGUCAGAAGAAGAGGUGGAGGUGACUGACAUCAGUGAUGAAGAUGAGCUCAAUCACAUUGACGAGGACGAUGAAGGUGACAUCUUCACCAGGACCGCUCGUCACCAUCCUCAUCAUCAGCUUAACAACCAUCUCCGAGCUAACGGAAACGGGAGCAGCCAUUCUGCCCCUCCACACGCUAACCCUGAUGACGACCCGGAUGAUGACGAGGAGGUCUUCAAGACUCCUGCCACUCCUUCCCUUAGCAGCGCCGGCCUGGCCUUCCCUCUGAUCAACCUGAAGAGUGAGCCGGGUCAGGCGGCUCCCAUCAGCCCUGGAGGCACGCGCUGCAUCCCGCUCAAACUCCGCUUCAAACGCCGCUGGAGCGAAGACCAGAAGAUGGAGGCGGACGGGGAGAGGGACGAGGCAGAGGACAAGAAAGUGAGGGCUAACGGAGAGGAGGAGGUCGGGGGGAAGAGAGAGGAGGUGGGCAGGAGAGUGGGGGAGGUGGAGAAUGGGGGAGGGAGAGAAGGAGCAGGAGGGGUUAUUUUGGGGUUGAUGCUGCCACCGCCUCCCACCCAGCGCAGAGCGAGCUCAGAGCUGCAGAGGGCCACAGCACAGCUGUCUCUGGAAAACACUGGCUGCUGAGCCGCGCGCGCACACACACGCGCCCACACACACACACGCGCACACACACAUGCGCACACACACGCAUACGCACCUCUGAGUCUUGUCUACAAACUUAAUAGUUUUAGACCAUUAUGCUUUGUGCUUUCUUGACGGCAGUAGUGAACAUAGCCGGUUUUGUGUGCUUAAGGUGAAAGGUGGAGACAGUAACUGAAAGGUGAUUAUAUAAACACACUUAAAUGUUGUACCAUAUGUAGGAAGUUUGUGCAAUAAUUAAAGGAGGUGUCGGGGCACUUUUUCCUGAGCUCACAGCACCACAAGCUCCUUAAAUUACUUAACAUAAAACAAAACAAAAAUGUCCCCGCAUGUGUGACAUCUACAUGCUCAGAAUGUGUUUACGGACAGCAUAUUGACAUGAUUACCUCUCAGGUUUUGUCACUGUUGGCAGCAUUAACACCUUUUACUUUGUACCUUCCUAUGGUUCAGUACUGUUGGCAAGCAACCACUGGCCACGUAGCCUGUGGAAAAGCAUAAAGCAUAGAUGUGCCUGUGUAGCCUCUAAUGUUCUGCAAGGCAAGACCCCUUUGUGCCCCUGGUACAUCUUCCGACAUGAACACAGCAGACAGUAUUUUUGCUGUGACUUACAACAUUAAAGAGAUAAUCAAACGUAGUUUGUAUAUUUACUUCUGACCCCUUUUUAACAUUAGAGUCGUACAGAGAGGGAGUCUGCUCUUAAUAUCUCUUAGGAAUUGCACAUUGCCUUUUCAACGCCUCCCAGCGCCAGUUAAAUCUGCCAGGGAUCACCUCACAUCACACCUGUGCCCAGAUGAUGUCUUUUAAUGGGUCUGUUUAUCUGGUGCAGUGAAACUAAUCAGUCACCCUAAAGCAUACAAAGGCAGCCUGGAUUGUACAGCAGUAGAUAGACAGAUUUUCUUACCCACAUCUGGCUCACUUGAAGGUAGUGAGCCCUCCUACUUACUUCUCCCUCUCUCCUCACCGUAACGGACAUAUAGAUCCUAAUGUUACUAAAACACUUUUAACAGCCCUGCUAGAGAUUACAGAAGUGCCUGUCUGUCUGCUCACAUCACCAAGCAGUCGUUUACAAAAUGGAGGGCAGUAAGAAAAAAAACAAAAACAAAGACCUUGCUCCGGUGGACCUUACAGACUGAAGAGGGUGAUUAGAAAAAGCUCUCCAAUCACAGUCUUUUCUCCAAGACGCAACUCAGGACACUAUCAGACUGCAGACUGAGUUGAGUGGUCUCUUCAUCCUCGGCUCAUUCACUAGUGUAUAAAGACACGAAAUGAGGGCGGAAUUGUACAUCUUGAGGACAGUCAAAGUAAGUCUGAGUGAGUAGGAGAGGAAGAUUGUGAUGAACUGGCUUUGAUCUCUCAACCUCUGACCUGCCACACGAGACAUUUGUUAGCCAGCAGAUGGACGUGGUUCCCGCUGUACAGAGCAAUCGCCUGGGUUUCUGAGGAAAGAAAUCGGUCUCUCCUUUUCUCUUCACUUGUUUGGGUGAAAGAGGAAGCAGCUACUAGAACGGCUGUAAUUAGAGACCCACUUGUUUCUGCGUGGACCCAUAGCUGGUGUAAAAACAUCAGGCCUCGAGGAUACAGAGGGUGUCUCGGCUUUUGGUGUGCCCGCGUGACUUCGCACAAUCUCUUAAAGGGGUCGGUGGUUUGAGGGCAUUCGUAGUAUUUUCUCCCUCUAGCGUACAGAUCAGCAGCUGUCUUCUGCAUUCCCCCUGUUUGUAUUUUUAAAGACUGUAUUCUUUCUGUCAAAGGAGGCUUGUGCCUCUUAAGAACACGGACAGUAUUUUAGGGCAUUUGCAGUGAUCUGAGGACUUUCUGUGUUUUGGAGACGAUAGCCGAAUCGGUUCAUGUGAUGUUUUUGAGAAGCGACGAUUGAAGCGAGCGUAUUUGUCUAGGGGAGAACGGGGAACCAUGAAAUGAAUGUCUAGCAUCAAGGUUAACUCAGGCAAACCUUCACUGAGAUAUCGAGAAACACACUUAUUUUUAUGACGUUUUACUCACACAGUUCAAAAAGGAAGAAAAAAAGAACAUUGUGCCCAUUUUAAUGAACAAACAAUUCCAAAGGAGAUUGUGCCUUUUUUUAAGCCAACAAGAGUUUUUAGCCAUUCACCCCCAGCAAAAUGUUUUUAUCAAAAAACACACACACACAUACACACACAGUACCACCAUGCCUUCUGUUUUUUGUAAAAGAGAGCUACAGAAUAAGUAAAUCUACACAUAUAUAUUUUAUUCAAAUAUAUAUUGAAUUCAAAUAUUAUAUUUCAAUAUGGUCAUUUGAUACAAAUCAGGAAAAUCCUAUUUUUAACGGUAAAGAUAUGUAUAUAUUCUAAUGGGCAUAUUAUUACCAGUAUAAUUCAGCCUUUGCCUUCUCACCCUUGCCUUCUCUUGACCGUUGAGCUGCAGUGACAAAGGCCACCAGUAUCAGAGUUUUAUAUUUAUAUUGUAAAAAUUAAACAAACAGUUAUUGUGUAAUCAGGGGGUGGAGGGUGUGAUGAGCGAGCAGAAAUUUUUAACCAGACCUGGGUCAAAUCCUAUUUACCUUGUUGGUGGGCGUGUUUGUUUAGCAGAUAGGCGGGGUUUCCCACAUCAGGAAACAGAAAGGUGACUUUAAUUCCCUUUUUCUGUUAACAUUUUAGCUCUUUUUACUUUGUCCUGUGUGGUUACCCGCCUGCAACUCAAACCUGUAUUUGGCAGCCACUCUUUGACCCCGACCUGCUUAAAAAGAAAAAAAAGCGGUUUGUAACGGGGAGUUGGUGACGGACGCCUGUGUUCAGAGUAGACAUGAUGAUUCUGAUUGGAUGACAGCAGGUUGACUCUGGACUCAGCGUGGACUCUGGACUCAAGCAGGCUUUAUGUGAACCGAGUGUGUAUGGGCUGGUCUGAACCCUGCCCAUAUGCAAUACACACACACACACACACACACACGUGCACACACACACUCACUUACCCACCCUGUCCUGGUUACAGUGAGGCUUUACUGUGGCUAGAAUAAAGGGAAACAUGACAUCACACGUGACAUCAGACACAGUCUCUCUGGAGUAGACUGCAAACCAUAGAAACUACACACACACACACACACACACACACACACACACACAGACACAGACACACACGGAGGAAAUGGCAUCACAAAACCUCAGAGCGGAGUGGAGAGAGAGGGACUUCCCAUAACCUGAAUCGCUCAUUCUGCUCUGUGUGUAUGUGCACUUGUGAAUGUGUAGGUUCUAUAGUUAUGCUAUACACACACACACACACACACACACACACACACUUUUCAACACCGUUCAGAAAGGACUAGCCAGAUGAAGUCUUCGCCCGUGGUAUUUAGUCCCAGUUUUCUUGUCCAGAUUGUCCAACUUUCUCCAGUCUCGUGCAAAUUAAUUUUGAAAUUUUUCCUCACCAGGCACAAAAAAACUCCCACGCCUAUCCUUCUAAUUGGCUUGUUAACAUUAUCAGCAUUAUAAAAAGUCAAACCUCCCAACUUUUUGCCAUUUGUUAGUGUAGAUUGCUAAAAAGUGCCAGCAAAAAAAACAUUUUAGGUAACUUUAAGGCAGUUUUAAAAGUGUCUGGUAAAGCAGAAUACAAACACCAAGCUGUACCUGAACUGUUGCACCUGUGCUGCCUUACCUUCAAACACAAGAGAAUAACCCUUUCCCCACCAGUCGAUAUUUUCACUCUUCGAUUUCAUCGAUGCUUAUCAUUUCUUCUGUAUUUUUUUCAGACAUAUUACUGUUACUCUUGUAAUUAUUAUAUUAUUAACAUGACUAUUUUUCAUUAUUUUGUACCCUCUUGCCCAUGGCCCGGUCUCUUCUCCAUGAAUUCUGUUUUUCUGUGAGUUUUUUUCUUGUUGUUUCAGUUUGCACGCUUUCCCACAAACUUCAACUAUUUGGCUUCAGUGCAGUCUUUGUUUUCUUCUUCUUCUUUUCUUUUUACUGAUUUUAUAACCAUGUUACCAUGGACAAGAGGAGGGUCACAUAAUCCCCACAUGAUAUACAGCAGGGGAAGAAACUAUUGUUUUCAUAUUAUUAUGUUGUGUAUAUAUUAUUUUUUUUUUUUCCCAUUUUGGAGGAUUCUGUAUGAAAAAAAGCUUUGUACUGUUUAACCAUUGUAUUAUUUGAAAUGCGUCCCCUGUCCUCUCUCUGGUCGUCUCCGUCUCUCCUCUCGUGUCCACCUCAACACUGAGCUGUCACUCCAGAGGAGAGACGGAGACUUGUAGUUUUUAUCAUGGAGGAACCACCUGUACUUCAGUUUCUCAUCUAUCUGUUCAUCUUCAUUUGUAAUUAAACAAUAAUCAGGGUUCAUUAAAAAAAAAGGUGAAAAUGGA
Molecule: messenger RNA, 6969 nt
Organism: Perca fluviatilis (European perch)
Lineage: Eukaryota; Metazoa; Chordata; Actinopteri; Perciformes; Percidae
Gene: erf
Product: Ets2 repressor factor
Exons: 5
Coding region: 711-2633 (640 amino acids)
Biological process (GO): regulation of transcription by RNA polymerase II; cell differentiation
Cellular component (GO): nucleus
Molecular function (GO): sequence-specific DNA binding; DNA-binding transcription factor activity, RNA polymerase II-specific
Source: RefSeq, a predicted model, not a curated record